Molecule: messenger RNA, 714 nt
Organism: Bactrocera neohumeralis
Lineage: Eukaryota; Metazoa; Arthropoda; Insecta; Diptera; Tephritidae
Product: fumarylpyruvate hydrolase-like
Exons: 1
Coding region: 1-714 (237 amino acids)
Molecular function (GO): acetylpyruvate hydrolase activity
Source: RefSeq, a predicted model, not a curated record
AUGGUGGUUGCCCUCGGCCCCCGCCAACAUUCUUUGCCGGCUGCUGCUGCGGUAGGCCAUCCUCACCACAGUGGCAACAACAACGCUGCCGCCGCUGCUUCCGUUGUCAGCCAGGACGGAGACGGGGAAGAAGACCCGCUGGCGUACUACAACCUCUCCGUGGAGGCGGCGAACGACGUCAUCUACGGCUAUGGCAUUGGCCUGGACAUGACGCGCCGAGACUUGCAGGCGAUCGCAAAGGAGAACGGGAAGCCGUGGGACAUUGCGAAAGGCGGCGACGGCUGCGCAGUUCUUUCACCUUUGAUCCUCGCACACGACUUGCAGGCGAGUCACCCACAGCUGUUUGUCUCGGAGGUCUCCGCGCCGGUGUCUGCGAGUCGGGCCGCCAUGGAAGCGGACUCAAUGAAUGGGAGUGGCGCCGGUGUCGGCGCUGCUGUGACGGCGGCGGGAGAGGACAGCCGCGUCUCCCUUGAACUCAAGUGCGGCAACAUCUACCUCUCCGUCAACGGCAGCGAGCGCCAGAAGGGGAACAUGGAUUGCAUGGUGAACACUCCCGCGGAGGUCAUCGCCAUCUUGUCCAAAGAGUAUGUGACGCUGCACGCGGGUGACCUGAUCUUCACCGGCACUCCGGCGGGCGUCGGACCUGUUCGACGUGGAGACGUCAUGACCGCUGGCAUUGAGGGCAUCGGCGAGAUCGUGGUGAAGGUCGUGUAA